AGUCCGAUGCAGUCCUGAGAUCGAGUCAAGUGACAGCAGUCCUGCUUUUGACGCUCAGUGGUUGACGUUAAACCGAACGUCGUCUGAAAAAAAAAUCCAUACCAGAAAAGGCUUAAAGGUUGAUUUCUUUUCAGGAUUUGCCCGAGAUGGAAGGUGAUAAUAUUGAACACCAAAGUGUAUAAUGUGACGGAAGGAGAAAGAAAAUCAUGGCUGACGAACUUGAGCAGUCACCCAAGAAUUGGACUGAAUCUCAAGUAAGCACCUGGCUAAGAUCCAUUGGAGUGAAGGAGCAGUACAUAAAAAAGCUCUGUGAGGAAGAAGUAGAUGGACAAAUCCUUCUUACACUGAAUGAGGACUUUUUGAAGACAAAUAUUUGCAUGAAAUCAGGGCCUGCUCAUUUGAUUAUUCAAAAGAGAGAUGAGCUCAUCAACUCCAAGCAAAGGUCUCAAGAGAAAAAAAAGCCGACUGGUGGCAAAAAAACUGAGUUGGAACAGAAAAGUCAAGAAACAGUUCAAUGUAUUCCUGCAACAAGUGAAGGUCCUCCAGCACAGACUCUGGAGAGAGAUCAAGAUGUUCCGAAGGACAGACAAACUGCUCAGGAACGAUGUGUGUUGACUUCAAAGGAAGAUUGCAGACCACGACCAUUUGAUCAAGAAGGGAUUGAUUUCAUAUAUGUAAAGCACAGAGUCCUGCAACCUGAAUCAGGUGCUUUUAAUCUGACAUCGCCAUGCCAUGAAUUUAAGUCUCUUUCUGUAGCUGCUGCAUUGGAUCGCACAAGACUCCAAGCUAAGUUUGCCAAAGAGGUCCUUAAAUUUGCAACUGGCUGUAUGAAUAUCAGAUCAAAUGGCACAAUACACUUUGGUGUGAUGGAUAGCAAGGAGGAUACAGGAUAUGUGCAUGGUGAGAUAGUUGGUAUCCCUAUACAAGAGAAAGACAUUUAUGUAGAUGCUUUGGACUACAUUGAAAGGAGUUUCUCCUCUGACAAGGAGCAUGUACGCCAGUGUGUGCGGCCACCAAGGUUCAUUGAGGUUAUGGAUCGAGAAAGUUCAGAAAAGAGGUAUGUGGUAGAGGUUGACAUCGUGCCUUCAGUGGGUAUUGUUAAGAACAAGGUGUAUGCAGUUCGUCUGCCAAACUUCAAAGAGUCAUCAAACAAAGUAGAAUUUGAGAAAGAAACAAUUCUGCGGAGGGUGGGUUCAAAAACAGAGCCAGUGAUAGACAAAGACCUAAGUGAUUUUUACCAGCGAGUCAAAGAUCGGGAUGCCCAAAGAGAAGAAGCAGAGAAAAGUCAGUUCCUCAGUGCUCCAGACUUCUGCCAAGACCUCGGAAGGAAACUCACAAUGCUAAUGACUAGUGGGAAGAAAUUCAUGGAAAAGGAGAAAUGGUUCAUAUUUGUCACAAACAAAUUCAACCCUGAUGACCUUUGCAACAUUGACUGGCUGCUUAACAUGAACAUAUUCUGUGUGUUUGACUUUGACCCAGAUUCAAAGAUCUCAGGUCUUUGCAGUAAAUACCUUCAGCAUCAUGCUGCAAACAUGCAUUCUCUGCAGAGCUAUAGGAUAUCCGGUGACAUGAGCAUCAAAGAAUUCACAACCCACUUGCAUCUGUUCGACCAAACUAGCUGGAUCUUUUGUAAUGGCCGUACUGACUUCAAAGGAAAUGAAACCCCAUGUGAUGAAAUGACUUGGAUCAAGACAAAAAUGACUUUCCUGCGGGAAUCUGUGUCUUUGAUCUGUAAACAAAUCUUGCCAAAAGGGACGUUCCAGGUCAUUUUUCUUCUCACAUCACCAGUUGAGAAACCACUCUUGCACACCUUUAAUGAGUUUUUCACAGACAUGGAAGGCCAUGAAGACAUAAUCUGCAUCUGUGAAUUGCAGGAAAACUUUCCGAAGUGGCAAAGCUUUGCAGAGGGCUCAUGUGGAACAGAAACUGUGAACAAUUCCAGUAUUGUUGGGAUGAAAAUGAGUCACAUUAAUUCAACUCUGCAGCAAAUACAACCCGUAAAAGCAUGUGCCAGCAAACACUUGCCAGUCUUUGUGAAGGGGAUAUGUCUUCUUGAAACACACAUAGAGGAACAGAUGUAUUCUCUGGAAAUUCUGAUGGUCGAUCAUUGUGAUGAAACAAGCGAAGACUUCAUCAAUGAGGAGAAAGAAAACAUUGAACAGCAGUUCUACCGUGGUGGAAGAGUGAACUGGUUAAAUUUCUGGCUUGCUGAGCACAAGUAUCUUGGAGACGUAAUUGAAAGAGAUGCCUUUCGCGAUGUUUCCAAACUUCUCAAUGACGCUUUGAAAUGUAAUACAGAUGAAACUCCUGUGAACAGUAUAAACAUCUACCAUCAUCCAGGAAGUGGUGGAAGCACUGUGGCAAGACACGUGCUGUGGAACAACAGGAAAGAUCUAAGAUGUGCAGUUGUGAAGCCUUCAUACUCAGCUGCUGUUGUUGCACAGCAUGCAGUUGAAUUAAGAGAAUAUGAAGAAAAAGAUCCACAGAGGUGUCUUCCUGUGCUGCUCCUCAUUGAAGACUCAGACAAAGAAUAUCUAGAUGAUCUCAGGAAUGAACUAGAGGUUGGCAUUAACACCAAAAGAAUCCAGUUUGGAACUCUAUGUUUUAUUCUGUUGAGCUGCAGACGAUCCCAUAAUCCAGAAAAGAGAUGCAAGGAUUCUCCAUUACAGAAUGUGUCUGUCACUCACAAACUGUCUGAUCAAGAGAAGAGGAAGUUUGCUGGAAAGCGACAGGUGCUUGAGGAACGAUAUGAGCCUGAAUUUAUCCUGACAUUUGUUUUGAUGAGUGAAGGAUUCAAUGAGAAUUACAUUCAACAGUUUGUGGAACAUUUGCUGCAAGGUAUUGACCAUCAAUCUGUUGUCACUCGCCUCAUUCUCUAUGUAGCACUGCUGAACACCUAUGUUCAAAACUCUUUCAUCUCUCAAUCCCAUUGUGAAGCCUUGCUUGCCUUAACCUUUCACUUGGAAAGAUUUCACCAGCAUGAGUUUGAGAAAUCACUCAGCCCUCAGGCACAACUAGUGUUCUUGCACCUUAGGGAUGACAAGACGCACAUUAAAUCAAUCAAAAUCAUCCACCCACUUGUUGCAAUGGAAAUUCUCCAACAACUUCUGGGGGACCAACAGACCCAAAGCAGUUUGGCUAUGAGUUUGCUCUGUGAGAACAUGCUAUUUGAGCACAGAUUUGGAAGGGAAGAAUAUCUGUCGUUUUUGAGAGCACUUUUCAUAAGGCGAGCCAGAAUAAGCAAAGGAGACGAAUAUGAUAGUUUGUUCUCUCCUCUGAUUGAGCAUGUGUGUGAAGAGGAGAAAAGCCCAGACAAAGCAAUUGAGCUACUCAAGGAAGCGUUCCAGCGUUUCCAUUUGGAUCCAUUCUUUGCACAACAACUUGCUCGUCUUCAUUAUACUUAUGAAAAGUUUGAAGAGGCAAAACACUGGGCAGAGACCGCAGCCAAACAGCUGCCCAACAACUCAUACAUACUCGAUACAAAAGGGCAGGUGUACAGGAAAUGGUUCCAAGCCAAAUGCAAAGCUAUUGACAAUGACAAUGUACCAAAGACAGCCCAAAAUAUAGCAGAUGCUGUGGAAACUGCACUGAAAGCCCUGGAGUGUUUUCAAGAAUGUGAGAAAGCAGCUGAUGCAGAUAUGGAAAACGUUAACAGCUCAGGUUAUUUUUCUGAAGUUGAGGUUGGAUGCAGCCUGAUCAAACUGAUCUCAUCAUCGUCAGUGUUUGAAAACAGAGCCAAUGGCCAUUCAGAGUGUAUGAAGUACCUGAUAACAGAUUACAUUCCGAAGGAAGUUGAAGAUGCCUGGGAACCAUUUCAUGACCGUUUGAAAAAACUUCACAAGACAAUGCAAGAUGCCUUGGAAUGGAUUUCAGAAGACCUUAGUUACUUCCAGACAGACAUUGGUGCUGAUGAAGGAGAGACCCCUGAAAGUCCCGAAGAGAAGAUAAGCCAUCCACUGAAAUGGUUGGCAAAAAAAUCUUCAGAGUAUGGGAAGUAUUUCAGUGAAGUUGAUUCUACUGCACUUCUACAACAUGGGCAAUUCAUCCCAGGCAAUCUAACUCCUUUCCAAAAACGAAUGAUCAUCUAUCAUCUUGGUGGGGGUAACAUAACAUCCAUUCUCUCCAAGCUAACUGACCAGAGGGAUGCAGUACGUCUUCUAGAAACCAUUGUUUCUCUCUACCCCAGCAAUCCAAAAAAGGCCAAUUUUGGUCAAAGGGAUAUAAUCAAUUACAUAACGGCCCACCUUACUCUGAACUGCCUGUCACCACAGCCUCAAAAGGUAGCUACUCUGCAAGAUCUGCAGGCACUUUGUCAUCAGUUACCAACUGAUAAAAGAAAAUGUUUACCAAGCGCCCUGUUCUUGCUUACCUUGCUGUUCUGGCCAGAGGAUCAUGACGUAGAUCAUGAGAAAGAAACCAAAUAUGAAAUUGUGCAAGCAGCUGUUGAACAUCUGGAAAAAGACUACCGGAUGAAGAUGAAGGACAUUCCUCAGCGGAAGAGAAGACUUUACACCCAUUUUUUCCUGGGCAAUGGGAAUGGAUUGAAUAAAUUUGUCCACAAGAGAAAGUUUGAAAGAGUCACAAAGGUGUUCUCUGUCUCUGAGAAACGCAUGAAGUGGUUUAGGGGUGAGGCAUGGAAAAAGCCUGAGAUUGCUGCAAUGCUGAAACGUGUUUCUGGAUGGACUGAAGAUGGAGUUGUGUACCUUGAAGGCCCUCGGAAAAAGAAGUUCAAUAUUCUGCCUCUUCAUGUACCUUCAGUGCCUCAUAGUAAUGAAAACAUCACAUUCUACCUGGGCUUCACAUUCAGAGGCCCUGUUGCCUGCAACAUCAUUGUGAAACAAUAGUUUGCCUUUGAACAAUGAUCCUGCACCCAGGCUGUACAUCAACUUGCUGAAGCAUGGUAGCCUGGUAACCCCUCUUUGCCAAGAGCAACAGAUUACGAAAAGAUCAAUUCAAACACACAAGCCUUUUUGUAACAUCUGGCAAGUAGGCAAUAUUUGAAAAACAAAACAAAAAAUGUUGAGGCACAUGGUAUGGUAUCAGUAUUGUUAGUUUGAUAUUUACUGUAUACAUAUACAAAGUUUUCUUCAAAAUACAUUCAAACUGUACUGUU
Messenger RNA from Sander lucioperca (pikeperch), 5113 nucleotides. RefSeq names its product sterile alpha motif domain containing 9 like (gene samd9l). Gene Ontology annotation, cellular component: cytoplasm. Gene Ontology annotation, molecular function: protein binding. The transcript is spliced from 3 exons. Lineage: Eukaryota; Metazoa; Chordata; Actinopteri; Perciformes; Percidae. Bases 207 to 4844 code for a protein of 1545 amino acids. The record is from RefSeq and is a predicted model, not a curated record.